Sinocyclocheilus grahami is the source of this 1526-nucleotide messenger RNA. It is a transcript of the gene adrm1, whose product is annotated as ADRM1 26S proteasome ubiquitin receptor. The coding region runs from base 137 to 1264 and encodes 375 amino acids. The record is from RefSeq and is a predicted model, not a curated record. Gene Ontology annotation, molecular function: endopeptidase activator activity; proteasome binding. Gene Ontology annotation, cellular component: proteasome regulatory particle, lid subcomplex; nucleus; cytoplasm. NCBI's taxonomy places the organism in Eukaryota, Metazoa, Chordata, Actinopteri, Cypriniformes, Cyprinidae. The transcript is spliced from 9 exons.
CGCGGCUACCAGGAUACAGGAAGUCUCGUGCCACUCUUCGCCAGUCUGUCUGCAACUCUUCAGCGAGUGUCCCUUAAAGACCCAUAUCUGCUGCUGGAAACCCCACGAAAGACCAGACUUCUCCACCGCAGUGAGGAUGUCAUCUGGAGCUCUGUUCCCCAGCCUGGCGUCUGGCUCCCGCAGCUCGUCCAGUAAAUAUCUGGUUGAGUUCAGGGCCGGUAAAAUGACCCUGAAGAGCAGCACAGUGACCCCGGACAAGCGCAAAGGCACCGUCUACAUCCAGCAGACGGACGACUCGCUCAUCCACUUCUGCUGGAAGGACAGGACCUCUGGAAAUGUGGAGGAUGAUCUGAUAAUAUUCCCGGAUGACUGCGAGUUUAAGCGGGUGAACCAGUGCACUACAGGACGCGUGUAUGUGCUGAAAUUCAAGGCCGGCUCUAAAAGGCUGUUCUUUUGGAUGCAGGAGCCGAAAACAGAUAAAGAUGAGGAGUACUGUCGCAAAGUCAACGAAUACCUGAACAACCCCCCCAUUCCAGGGGCUCUGGGCAGUGGAGGAGGUGGUAGCCAUGAACUCUCUGCUCUUGGUGAGGCCGGUCUGUUGGGCAGUGGAGGUCCUGCUACCAGCAGCUCCACCUCGAGCUCCCGCAGCCAAUCAGCAGCAGCCACUCCUUCCUCUGGAUCGGCCGCCCGCCUCAGCUCCACCCAGGCACCCACCACACCUGUAACCCCUGCUGCUACCUCCACCAGCUCGCCCACGGUGACCCCCACCACCCCUGCUGCCCAGACUCCCUCCAUGCCUGCGGGACCCCCCUCCAGCACGCAGCCCAUCCAGCUGAGUGACCUCCAGAGCAUCCUGGCCACCAUGAACGUGCCUGCCAUGGCUGCAGAGGGGCCGGGAGUGGACUUGGCGAGUGUGUUGACCCCUGAUGUCAUGGCUCCUAUUCUGGCUAACUCUGAAGUGCAGCAGAGACUGCUGCCAUACCUGCCGUCAGGAGAAUCGCUCCCGCAGAGCGCAGAAGAGAUCCAGAACACACUGACCUCUCCACAGUUUCAGCAGGCCAUGAGUAUGUUCAGCAGUGCUCUGGCCUCUGGUCAGCUCGGCCCUCUCAUGAACCAGUUUGGUCUGCCCUCUGAAGCAGUGGACGCCGCUAAUAAAGGAGAUGUGGAGGCGUUUGCCAAGGCCAUGGAGGGCAGUGAUAGCAAGACAGAUGACGGCGAUUCCAAAGACAAGAAAGAUGAUGACGAAGACAUGAGCUUGGAUUAGAACAACCUUCUGAACACAGUCGUCUCUCUGAGGUGUGUCUCAUGCUAGUCUGGGUUGUUUGCCUGUACUCCUUCACGGAUUCUCGUACGUGUUUUGUAUGUCCAAAGCUACACUAUUAAACAAAUAGUGAGUAAAAUGUGACAUGAAACAUGAAAGAAAUGUUUAUUGCCAAUAAAAAUACAACUGAGGAAAUCUGACAAAAUAUCAAAAGUGACAAAAAUAAUUUUUCUCGAGUUUUCAACUCCAGUGAUUUCAGAUGAUA